AUGUACUACUUGAAGCCAACUGUCAAUUUGAUUAUCUAUUCCUUCGCCUUUGGUGGCACUACAUUCUACUCAUAUGUAGCUUCUCCUUUGGCCUUUAAACAUUUGCACAGAGAUAGCUUCUCAGAGCUGCAAAACAAAGUUUUUCCCAUCUUUUUCCAACUACAGGCGUUUUCUCCGGUGCUUUUGGCCCUAACGGCGCCCAUGCCUCUACAGAUGGCUCCUUUGGUUGCACUGGCGUCUGCAUCUUUCAGCGGAUGUCUAAAUCUGUUUUGGUUGCUACCUUGGACUCGUAGAGUCAAGGAGGCCAGACAUCGUCUUGCUGACACCCUUCAGGGCGAAGAGUUGGAAGCCCAGGACCAGCCAUUGAGAAAAGAGUUUGGUAAGAGUCACGGCAUGAGUUUGUUCUUCCACACCACCAAUGUGGCUGCCAUGCUAGCCUACGGGUUCUUUUUGACCAGAGGGCUAAUCAGAUUUGUUCCAAAGUAA
Molecule: messenger RNA, 486 nt
Organism: Lachancea meyersii CBS 8951
Lineage: Eukaryota; Fungi; Ascomycota; Saccharomycetes; Saccharomycetales; Saccharomycetaceae
Source: the annotation of a GenBank genome assembly